AUGUCCCAAGACUUGGAACACAUUCUUGGCUCGCCAUAUGGCCAACCAAUGGCGCAAAUAUACUAUGACGCCCUCGGCAAAAACGGCGCGCUUGGAUUCAUGUCUCUUCUCAUGAUUGUUCAGUUCUUGAUGGGGAUCUCCAUCCUGGUGGCCGCCUCACGUCAAUCGUGGGCUUUCUCGCGCGAUGGUGCCCUACCAUUCUCCCGAUUCUUCAGACCCAUCUCCCGGCGAUUCGGUUUCAUUCCUGUGCGAACCACUGUUGGAUGCGCGGUGCUAGCGGCAGUCCUGGGCUUGCUGUGCUUGAUUGCUCCCGCUGCGGCGUCGGCCCUGUUUUCAUUGGCUGUGGCUGGCAACAAUCUGGCUUGGGGUACUCCAAUCCUCUGCCGUGUACUUUGGGGACAGAGGAAGUUCAGUCCGGGCCCAAUAUACACCGGAAGAGCGUCGAUCCCGAUCGCGUGGGCCGCGAUUACGUUUCUUAUUUUCGGAAUCCUCCUGUCCAUGUUCCCUGUCGGCGGACCAAAUCCUGAUGCCGAAAGCAUGAAUUAUACCUGCGUCAUCAAUUCCGCUGUUUGGGGAGGUGCCCUGCUGUACUAUUUCGUCGACGCGCGAAAGUGGUUCCGCGGGCCGCAGAUCACGCUUGAUCUGAGUGAACUUACCGAAGAGCAGGAAGCAGCUUUGCGGGCCGAGGGGUUUAAGGACGAAGGGGCGAGCGGAACCGCCGUGCUUAGCAGUGGAGUGCACAACGACAUCAAAAGCCCCUUGGAGACAGCAUAG
This is a messenger RNA of Exophiala dermatitidis NIH/UT8656, 774 nucleotides long. RefSeq lists its product as uncharacterized. The record is from RefSeq and is a predicted model, not a curated record. Gene Ontology annotation, molecular function: transmembrane transporter activity. Gene Ontology annotation, biological process: transmembrane transport. Gene Ontology annotation, cellular component: membrane. Lineage: Eukaryota; Fungi; Ascomycota; Eurotiomycetes; Chaetothyriales; Herpotrichiellaceae. Bases 1 to 774 code for a protein of 257 amino acids. The transcript has 2 exons.